AUGAGUGCAGACGACUGUAGCGUUAACUUCGCUAAAAUAGACGACGAGUUCUUUACUGAAGGCUUCCGCUUGCUCCUAGAACGCGGUUUACCGGUAGAUACGAGAGACGAGAACGGGCGCACGACACUACAUCGUGCGGCAGAACACGGUAACUUCACCACCGCUAGUUUUCUACUCGACCUAGGGGCCGACCCGUCUGCACGAAAUACCCAAGGCUUCACUCCUGUACACAUAGCCACAGAGAACGGGCGUUUCGAUGUUUUACGUCUGGUUGUAGAGAGAGGCGCGUCUGUGAAUGCAAGGACGAACGACGGACGGACAUCGCUCCACCUAGCGGCGGGGUUGGGUCUCUACAAAGCCGCUAGAAUGUUGAUAGACCACGGUGCGGACGUGAACGCACAGUCUAAACGAACUGAACUGGAUUGCGACUUGUACCACCCUAGGUACCCUCUACAUAACAAAACACCUUUACACGAUGCUUCAGGAAACGGGCACUGUGAGGUUAUGAAGUUGUUGCUGAACGAAGGCGCGAACGUAGCGGCUGUUAAUUUUGAUAACAGGGCAACAGCGCUGCACUAUGCGACCAAGAAUGGUCACAGCGACGCCGUCGGUGUCCUACUAGACCACGGAGCAGACAUUGAGGCAACGUUUUUCCGGGAUGAAACGGCCCUUCAUUUAGCGUGCUUGGAGAAUCAUUACGAGACGGUACGAGUCCUGUUGAACCGGGGCGCGAAGGUAGGCGCUCGGGAACACUACAAGCUGACCCCGUUACACUACGCCGCAAGGAACGGUAACUGUGCCCUCAUCAACCUACUGCUACUACACGGUGGUAGAGUAGAUGGUGUGGACUGUCACGGCAUGACGGCACUACACUACGCCGCACACUGUGGCUAUGGUGACGCCGUUCGCUACCUGGUAGAACAAGGCGCCGACGUCAACGCUGAGACGUGCAGAGGCAUGACGGCGCUGCACCUUGCCGCUCACAAAGAAGACAACGGCGACGUCGUACGUCUGUUGAUAAGUCUAGGCGCAGGGAUGACAGCAAAGUGUUUUUACGACCCCAGACUGCGAAGCAACGCGCCCGAAUGCGGUGGCACGCCGCUUCACAUCGCUACCUACUACGGCAACCACACAACCGUCGAGAUUCUCUUAAACCAAGGGGCGGACUUAGACGCAAGAAACGACGACGGUUUGAAUGCACUUCACCACGCAGCUGCAAGGGGGCGUGACCGCCUCAUAAAGCUCUUCCUAAACCGCGGCGCAAAACUGUAUGCCACGGACAAGUCCAAACGUACAGCACUUCACCACGCAGCGUCCGACGGCCAAUGGCAAACCGUUCGCCUCCUGUUGGAUCUAGGCGCUGAUAUAACAUCAACAGACGAGUGUCACUACACAGCCUUACACCAUGCCGCAGCGAAAGGACAAUGCUACGCGGUAUACACAUUGCUAAAACACGGUGCCGAUGUAAACGCGUUAACAGCCGGUGAACAAACGCCGUUACACCUUGCAGCCAGAGGGUCAGACUUGAAAUCCUUCCACUCUUCCCACCCAGGAAAACACAACCACGAAGCGACGAUGGAAAUCCUAUUGGUUAGCGGUGCAGACUGGACCAUUACAGACACACAGGGACACCAGCCUCUGCACCUUACACGGGGGUACGGUAGGAAACAGGAACUGUUGUUAACAUACCAGACACAUCAUCACAGUCUACACUGGCUAUGCAGGAUGAAGAUUAACUCUAUUCUCCUUUUGAGAGGCUUGGAAGGAGGGGAAAGUUCUUUGCCGAGCCACGAAGACGCAGUUGAUACCUUACCGCUGCCAAACUUACUUAAAGAUUAUCUCCUUCUGAGGGAUCCUCACAAGAAAGAGCUAUUCACUCACUCACUCACUCUGGCGAGCUCGCUCAGAAUCUAA
Molecule: messenger RNA, 1914 nt
Organism: Branchiostoma floridae (Florida lancelet)
Lineage: Eukaryota; Metazoa; Chordata; Leptocardii; Amphioxiformes; Branchiostomatidae
Product: serine/threonine-protein phosphatase 6 regulatory ankyrin repeat subunit B-like
Exons: 1
Coding region: 1-1914 (637 amino acids)
Biological process (GO): intracellular signal transduction
Molecular function (GO): protein binding
Source: RefSeq, a predicted model, not a curated record